Thlaspi arvense is the source of this 669-nucleotide messenger RNA. Lineage: Eukaryota; Viridiplantae; Streptophyta; Magnoliopsida; Brassicales; Brassicaceae. The record is from the annotation of a GenBank genome assembly.
AUGAUGAGCAUUGUCUCAAGUCAUCAUCACUGUCAACCAUCGAUUAUACACGAACGGUGCGGUAUAGGAACAGUAUCUAAGGUUUCUUGUUCGAGAUAUUGCAGUCCGUGUUUCUCUGGAAGUUUGGCUUUUUCUCAUAGCCUCUGCUUGAAGAGUACUUUUGGGAAAACUGCUAGGAGAAGUUUUUCAAGAAUUUGCAGUAUUGUUGAUGACGGGGUGAAUCCAGAUAACGCGGAUGACGAGGAAAAGGAAUCACUCGAUGAUAAAACCAAAAGGCAAGCGAAUGAUAUGAAUCGGGCAAAUCUUGAGAGAAUGGUUGGGUCGGAUGAUUCUGCUUUUAACGGCUUAGAUCUUGCAACUCUCAUCAGGCAGAAGUAUGGAAGAUCUUACGAUGUUCAGCUCAUUAAGAAGGAGUUCAUGGGGCGGAAUCUUCUUGCAAUGAAUGUCAUGUGGAAGUACAGAGAACAGAGGUCUUUCCCUCUAACGGAAGAAGAAUACAUACUGAGACUUGACGAUGUAGCCAACAUGUUGAAGUGCUGGGGAGCGGUCUCACAUAUUCGUAACAGCCUAGCAAAGUCAAAGGAGCGGCCCCGGAUAGGGAAGGCUGUCAGCAUUUUCAUAGACAUGGAUUCGACAGGGGGACGAGCAAACGAAUGGAUUUACAAGUAG